GUGUGAACAGGUUUGUUACUCAGAUCUGAACAUGGAAUUCAAUCCUUCAGACCAUCCUCGGGCCAGCACAAUAUUCCUCAGUAAAUCUCAGACAGACGUGAGAGAAAAACGCAAGAGUCUCUUCAUUAACCAUCAUCCUCCAGGACAAGUAGCGAGGAAGUACAGCUCCUGCCCCACUAUUUUCCUAGAUGAUAGCACAGUCAGUCAGCCAAACCUCAAGUAUACAAUUAAAUGUGUAGCUCUCGCAAUAUACUAUCACAUCAAAAACAGGGACCCAGAUGGAAGAAUGCUCUUAGAUAUUUUUGAUGAAAACCUUCACCCUCUUUCGAAAUCCGAAGUGCCACCAGAUUAUGACAAACACAACCCAGAGCAGAAACAGAUCUACCGGUUUGUUCGGACGCUGUUCAGUGCUGCCCAGCUGACGGCUGAAUGUGCCAUAGUCACCCUGGUAUACCUUGAGAGACUUCUGACGUAUGCAGAGAUAGAUAUCUGUCCGGCAAACUGGAAGCGAAUUGUCCUUGGGGCCAUCUUGCUGGCCUCCAAAGUGUGGGACGACCAGGCGGUCUGGAAUGUGGAUUACUGCCGGAUCCUGAAAGACAUCACCGUUGAAGACAUGAAUGAGCUAGAGCGACAGUUUCUUGAAUUGCUCCAGUUCAACAUCAGCGUUCCUUCCAGUGUUUAUGCCAAGUAUUAUUUUGAUCUCCGUUCUCUGGCAGAAGCAAACAACCUGAGCUUCCCCUUGGAGCCCCUCAGCAGGGAGAGGGCUCACAAGCUUGAGGCCAUCUCUCGGCUGUGCGAGGACAAGUACAAGGACUUGAGAACACCCACACGGAAGCGGUCAGCCAGUGCUGACAACCUAACUCUGACGCGGUGGUCCCCGGCCAUCAUCUCCUAACAGUGACCUCCUUCGCGAAGGACUGCUUCCAUCCCUCCGCUUUCUCCUUUAGUUUGAGAAAAGACAAGACUUGGGGUGGUUUUUGUUUUUGCCUUUGUUUUUUCCUUCCCUUUUCUCUUUCUUUUUUUUAAUUCGUAGCUCCAUCAGACCAUGUCAGCGACGCCUCCGCGCUGUGGCUGCCUGCAGCGAGGCUUCGGGGAAGUGAAGUCAGUAUUCUGGAAGUCCCGUUUCAAGCCUUUCCCUCAUCGUCAUUAACGGCAUUUCCUUUGUAGAGGAAGCACUGACUCUAAUCCCGGAGGAGGAAAUAAAGGAGAGGAGGAGGAGUGUAGAGGCAGGGAGAAAUGUCUGAGUGCUUUGCCACCUCCUAAGUCCACCGUCUCCUCAGUAGGUCAGUACAACGUGAAAAGAAAGCCUAGAUAAACAGGUUUGGACGUGCAUUAAAGAAACCGAGUGGCCAUGUUUUAGCACAACCUCUUUGGAUCAGUAUGUUCUGUGAGACUUCUUGCGUUCCUUCUUGCUGCUUAUUUUGGGUCUGGAGGAUUUUUGUCUGUUUUCAUCCUGUUUUGGUUUUGGUCCCACAGAGCAGAGAGUCUAGUUUGUACCCACUUUGGCACAGACCUCCAAAUAGAUAGUACUGGUUGCUCCUCUCCGCACUCUUGCUGUGAGCUGUCUUCUGAGCUUUCACCCUCACAAGUGGGACGUGCUUGCUGUGUGUCUGUACCCUUUAGAUGAUCUACUUUGUCUUCAACAGUGACAAAAUUAACUUGACUGUAGUGCUGAACCAAAAGUACCCCUUCCCCCACCUUAUCCUUCACCCCAAGAAGAUUCUACAUCACACGGGUGCUUCUGCCUUCAUGUUUUCUCGCAGCUGUUUUCUCUGACCUGAAGUUGUUAAAAAGUCAGUCAGACUUUGUGGGCCGAAGGAAACAGUGUGCCGCAGACAGUCCCUUCUGGAUGAGAUGUGUUUUUCAGGUGUUUUCCUGAAGUCACUGAGAAGGAGCCAUUUUUUUGUACACCCUGCCUAGUUCAUAACUCCACGUUCAUGUCCAUUGUUGCAAACAAUAUUCUUCUCAA
Loxodonta africana (African savanna elephant) is the source of this 1969-nucleotide messenger RNA. RefSeq names its product cyclin-Y-like. The coding region runs from base 32 to 895 and encodes 287 amino acids. Gene Ontology annotation, biological process: regulation of cyclin-dependent protein serine/threonine kinase activity; regulation of canonical Wnt signaling pathway. Gene Ontology annotation, cellular component: cytoplasmic cyclin-dependent protein kinase holoenzyme complex; plasma membrane. Gene Ontology annotation, molecular function: protein kinase binding; cyclin-dependent protein serine/threonine kinase activator activity. Lineage: Eukaryota; Metazoa; Chordata; Mammalia; Proboscidea; Elephantidae. The transcript has a single exon. The record is from RefSeq and is a predicted model, not a curated record.